Candidozyma pseudohaemuli is the source of this 747-nucleotide messenger RNA. RefSeq lists its product as uncharacterized. The coding region runs from base 1 to 747 and encodes 248 amino acids. The record is from RefSeq and is a predicted model, not a curated record. The transcript has a single exon. NCBI's taxonomy places the organism in Eukaryota, Fungi, Ascomycota, Pichiomycetes, Serinales, Metschnikowiaceae.
AUGAUUCAGUCUUCCAUCUUACACGAGUCAGAAUAUAUAGGCAGCGUCUCCACAUUCGGUGAGCCGUUCCUCAACGCCGUUCCAGGAUUUGGUGAAAACUUCACCAUACCUUUCGCCCUCGGCAGCAAGGAUGAAUACUUACUCUGGCUUUUCCAUUUUAUGGGUCAACUAAAAACCCAGUAUGGCGAGAAUGUUGCCAGGUAUGUUGUGGAGUAUAUCAAUGGCGACGACCUUGCAUUGCACACUUUGCCAGCUGACGAAGAAGAAAAAGAAAAAAUCUUCGCUUUGGCCAGCUCCGUCGUUUAUAGCACCCUCGGUUACGGUGUUUGCAUGGUUUAUAACAUGAAAUACUGUGACACUUCAAUGAGGCCGAUGAACUGUUUGAGAAAGUUUCAUCAGGAGUUUUGCAAGUACAAGCUUGAGGAUCUUGAAGAGUGGUUCGGUAACUGGGCGUAUGUGUUGCAGACAUUACGGGAUGAAGAUCAAAAUGAGGCUUACAAAUUUGCUCUAGAGCUCAAUGGGUUUACUGCCGAGGAAGUGGAACUCAUGAAGGAGAUUCAGGCUAACAAUGACGAAAAAAGAGAACUUAUUGCCCGUUAUUUGGAAAACAGUGGUUCUGACUAUAUCGAUCUUUCGAAAAGAGCGUAUGAUGUCAAUUCAAAACUUGGAAGUCCUCCACUCCACAAGAAGGCGGUUGACGGUUCGUGGUUUCUCAGUAAGCCCAAGAGAUUGGCGCUGGCGCCAUAG